AUGGCGCCUCCCAACUCCAGACUCUCUUGGGAGCCUUCUUCUGUCCACAAGGAGCCUUUGUCGAUAUCCAUUCCUUCUCCAGAUCACUCUGUGCCUGCAGAGACCUCUCACUUCUCUCCAGAGUCACAUCCAUCUUCUCCCUCUAGGACGCAGUCGAGCUGGACAUUCGCUGCAAAAUCUUCUGCAAAGGACGUGGAAGCCGGCAGCAUGCACACGCACCGAUCUGUUGCACCCUCUUUCCGAGACCGUUUUACCAGGCUGUUCUUUGAUGUACGCACUCUUGGUCGGGAACGAGAACCGGACCUACCUAUCCAGCAACCUCAGUUGUCCGAAUGGCCUCCCCUACACAUAGAGAAACGCCAGUGCUGCCAGCACUGUCGGUGUCAUGACCCCAAGAAGAAACGAAAACACAUUGUUUUCCGCUGGGUACUCCUAAUUAUAGUGAUCUAUCUUUUAAUCAACGCGAUUGUCUUGGAUGCGCGCACGCUGCAUCCGUCAACUUCGUCGUCACCGUCGCCAGCGUCGACGUCGACAUCCACGACGUUGUCGACAAGCGCGCAGCAAUGCCUCUCACAGUACAUCAUCAAUGCGCCAAGCACACCCUCUCUUUAUCCAUGCUCCACGUGCUUUCCAAUUUUUCAGAGUGUACCAUCGAACUUCUCGGACGGGAAUCCAGGGGAUGCCGAGCAGAUUCAGAAUGCUUUACAGUUCUGUAGUCUUCGCAGCAUAUUCGACACCACGGACAGUGCAGGACAGAGUCUUUUGGCGAAUGGUAGCUGGGUACAGAAUGUACAGUUCUGUGCAUGGACUGGUGUUUCAUGCGAUGGUUCUGGACGAGUGUCAUCAUUGCAGUUGACGUUCCCCUCUGUCCCAGCAGCUCUUCCUAGUGAAAUUGGGGGGUUAACGGGCCUGCAAAGCUUGCAAAUCACCGGUGACACAACCACUCCAGCUGGUUCUCUUCCCUCGUCAUUCACGUCCCUAACUGCACUGUCGACCCUCAACUUUGAGUCGACCGCCAUAUCUGCACUCCCUGACAACCUGUUUUCGUCCUUGAAGAAGGUCACAACGAUUACCCUGGUUCGCAACCGCAAUAUGGGCAGUGUCUUGCCCUCGAGUGUGACCGGGCUAUCUUUGCAGAAUUUGGUGGUGAACCAGCAGUCCCUGACGAAUCCUCUCUCGUCACUCUUUUCAAGCUCCUUCAUCCGGUCUUCCAUCCAACUAAUUGACCUUUCUUCGACUUCUCUCUCGGGAUCGAUUCCCUCUUCUAUUUCUUCCCUCUCUUCACUUGUUGAGCUCCAUCUGGACAAUAACAACCUCACCAACCCUAUUCCCGCCACUUUCCCGCCGAAGCUGCAGUUGUUGACCUUGUCUAACAACACUGGCCUCACCGGGUCUGUCACUGGGUCCUUCUGCUCUCUUACUGCUUUGCAGGAGUGCAGCAUGACUGGCACCGGGCUCACUCCUAAGGGUGGAUGUAGUGUAUGCCAAUUCUCUUGA
This is a messenger RNA of Sparassis crispa, 1497 nucleotides long. RefSeq names its product RNI-like protein. Bases 1 to 1497 code for a protein of 498 amino acids. The record is from RefSeq and is a predicted model, not a curated record. The transcript has 5 exons. Lineage: Eukaryota; Fungi; Basidiomycota; Agaricomycetes; Polyporales; Sparassidaceae.